AUAAAUAACAAUUUAUUAUUAUUAUUAUAUAUGGAUAUACUUAUAUAUGAUAUAUUUUUCCAGAGCUAGUAUUGGUAACAUAGCUAUAUAGCUAUAAUUGAUUGAUUGAAUCGACACAUCAUCUGUUUUCCCUAUUGUAAAUUGUAAUGACAUUCAACUUUCAUCUAACCGGAUCAAAUUUGAAAAUAUUCAUGUAUUAUUACUGUUCACCUAAUAUUUUUAAUUAAUCAAUGUAUACACAUCAUUAGUUGUUGAAUACUAAAUUUGGGUUUUUGUAGUUCAUUCUUGAACUUUCGUAUUCCACAAUAUACAAGUGAGGUGGAAUAAAUAACAAAUUGACUUCAUAAUGUCGCGAGCAUCAACGAGAUUUGAUUCAAAAAAAGUAAAUUCAGAACUUGUUACUCUAACUUAUGGAGCUUUGGUGGCACAAAUGGUGAAAGAUGCUGAAAAUACUGAUGAUGUUGGAAAACAAUUGGAAAGAUUAGGUUACAAUAUGGGUGUUCGCUUAAUUGAAGAUUUUCUUGCUAAAACAGGUACAGGCAAGUGUAUGGAUUUGAAGGAUACUGCAGAUAAAAUACAAAGUGCAUUCAAAAUGUAUUUGGGAUUGCAACCAAAUGUUUCUAACUGGAGUCCUGCUGGAGAUGAAUUCUCAUUCUUAUUAGAUUGCAACCCACUUACUGAUCUAGUUGAAUUACCUGAAGAUUUAAAAAAUUUGAAGUAUUGCAAUGUUAUUUGUGGGGCCAUAAGAGGAGCUCUGGAAAUGGUACAACUUGAUGUUCAUAGUUGGAUUAUUCAGGAUCAAUUGAAAGGUGAUCCAUGUACUGAAAUAAGGGUGAAAUUUAUCAGAAGACUUGAAGAUGCUUUACCAGCUGGCGAAGACUGAGAAUUUGUAGAGUAUGCUAUGCAUCCAAAUACUCUUGGAUUAUUGAAUUAAAUAAAGUUUCUUUGAGUAAUUAUAACUUUCAGAUUUUCAUUACAAUUUGAAAAUUCAUGUCAGUAUUCAAUUUUUACCUUCAAUAAGUCAUGUUUCAAAUAAUACAUCUGUAAUCAGAAUAUUGUUACUGUUGAAAAAAGUUUAAUUUACACUUUUUUGAUGUAAAUAAUUUACAUAUUACUACAUUUUUUAAUUAGAGAUAAAACAUAUAUAAUAAAAUUAUUGCUUACAUUUUUUAUAUAAUUUUCCAAUAAAAAAAAGUGCAAUUUAAGAUCGAGUAGUUGAGGGAGCUUUACUUCACUUUAUUUUGGAAUGUAAUUGGGUAUUCUUUAUUAAAUACAUUUUUAUACAGUC
Messenger RNA from Harmonia axyridis, 1288 nucleotides. It is a transcript of the gene Bet3, whose product is annotated as trafficking protein particle complex subunit 3. Gene Ontology annotation, biological process: intra-Golgi vesicle-mediated transport; endoplasmic reticulum to Golgi vesicle-mediated transport. The transcript has a single exon. Gene Ontology annotation, cellular component: cis-Golgi network membrane; cytosol; TRAPP complex. The record is from RefSeq and is a predicted model, not a curated record. The coding region runs from base 347 to 883 and encodes 178 amino acids. Lineage: Eukaryota; Metazoa; Arthropoda; Insecta; Coleoptera; Coccinellidae.